Molecule: messenger RNA, 1104 nt
Organism: Cooperia oncophora
Lineage: Eukaryota; Metazoa; Nematoda; Chromadorea; Rhabditida; Trichostrongylidae
Source: the annotation of a GenBank genome assembly
AUGGAAAAUCCACCUUCAAAACUCGCCCUAUUCUCGGUUUCGCCAGAUUCACAAGUCUUAUUUCUGUAUGCGAAAAGUGGUUCACCUUUCUUAACGAAGACUGAAACAGAAGGCAGUAAAGAUAAGACUUGCUCGAUUGGAACUGCUGAUUUGCAACUGGGGAGGGCCAUCGUCAAAGCGAUAACGACGGCUGUUGAAUGUGCGAACAUGGAACCACCCCCAGUGUUCACUGAGAGUACACCUUAUUCGCUGAUAAUCAAGCGGUACUUAACGAAGGAGCUCAAUCGAUCACCUCACAUUGAAUUGCAAUAUCUCGCGCUAGCUUAUUGGAAGGAGUCUUCAGCGUGUUUGGAAAAACAGCAUGAGGAAAACGUGGGCUAUCUCUACAGGAGAAUGGUCCCUCCAUACUGGUGGAGGAAACCUCCUGCGGAAUGGUUCCAGAGUUACUUCGUUUUGAAAGGUUCGAAAAUGUAUGUUUUCACCGAUUCUACAUGUAAAGAGGGAGAGAUGGUAAUAAACCUUCGUGACUGUACGGAACUGUUGGAAAUGGACUCGAAGAAGGAUUGUCAGUGGGGAUUUGAGUUAGUGUUGCCGGAUGGCAAUCUACAAUUACAGUGUCCGAGCAAGGAUGAGAUGAACAAGUGGAUGCAACUGGUGAACGAGGCGCUAAAUGCACUGAAUGACGAUGAUGCAGUGGCAUGCAUGGUGAUCAUAACCGACACCAAUUCUUGUUGUUGCCCAAGAAGGCGAGAAAUGCUUUACGGACGGCUUCAUUCGCACUUUAGUCGUAAGUGCUUCCUUAUCAUAGCGCGACUGCUGUCAUUCCCUCUACCUGAUAUUCGAUCCGGUUGGGUGGUGCAAACAGAGACUCACAUGGUUCUGUUACUUCGCGUGGACGCCAUGUACCAAUGGUUCUUCUUCCGGUCAAAGGACGAGUUGAAUCGUAUCGUCAGAACAUUAUCCAUUUAUCCAAUCCCUUUAACGGAAGUCAAUCAGAAUAGUCAGGAAAAGGCCGUUGGUUACAUACUAAAUGAAUGUGGAAAAAUACCAGAUCUUUGGCAUAAAGCAAUAUUUGCCACGGAGGGAUUCGAGCUCGAACCGUAA